This is a messenger RNA of Fusarium redolens, 681 nucleotides long. RefSeq lists its product as uncharacterized. Bases 1 to 681 code for a protein of 226 amino acids. NCBI's taxonomy places the organism in Eukaryota, Fungi, Ascomycota, Sordariomycetes, Hypocreales, Nectriaceae. The transcript has 2 exons. The record is from RefSeq and is a predicted model, not a curated record.
AUGAUGCUGGACCAGCAGGUCCUCAUAAGCCAAAGUCAGCCGGACGAUAUACCCUCCAGUCCUGCCACUACUCUCAGUAACGAUAACACGAGCGAUGGAGGGUCUACGGCCAGUUUUUCCAAAGGCGAUAAAUCCUCUGAUAUUGAGGAAGCAUCAGUGGAUGGUUCAGUGAAGGAAGGGGUGUCAACGACCGAAAUGGAUCACGCCUUGAAUGAAGAUGCAGAUCUAACGAAGUUCACUUUAAAGAGUCUUUUGUUAGGCGAGGAACUCAAGAGGCUCCAGGUCUGGAGAACAUCUUUUUCCAACGACGAGCUGGAUCGACUACCUACUAUCGACCACGAAGUUGCACAGAGCGUACUAAAAUGCUUGACUAGCGUGGCCAACAUACUGAUUGAAGAGUCAAAGGAGUGGCGGACCAAAUCAGAGCCAGAUGAUCUUGAGACCGAAGGGAUAAUUCUAGAGAGUCUACUGAAAGAGAUUGAGAUAAAGACAUCGGAAUCCAAUGUUGAAAACGAGGCAAUGACGGAUUGUAGUGGUAUUUCAGAGUCAGAUGAAUCUUAUCUGACCAUUGGGAAUCAAAGUUUAAUCAAAGGUCUCAAAUAUGAGAUUGACAGACUUCAAAUGCUUUCUCACUCUUUGCGCCUUGGAAUGAGGACCGGAUUCAUAUUUACAAAUAAUUAA